This is a messenger RNA of Emys orbicularis (European pond turtle), 2211 nucleotides long. It is a transcript of the gene CDK19, whose product is annotated as cyclin dependent kinase 19. Gene Ontology annotation, cellular component: nucleus; cytosol. The record is from RefSeq and is a predicted model, not a curated record. Lineage: Eukaryota; Metazoa; Chordata; Testudines; Emydidae. Bases 81 to 1589 code for a protein of 502 amino acids. Gene Ontology annotation, molecular function: ATP binding; protein serine/threonine kinase activity. Gene Ontology annotation, biological process: protein phosphorylation. The transcript is spliced from 13 exons.
ACAAGGAAAUGGUGCAGGGAGGGGGUUCCCGGCGCUGGGGGCGCUGAUCCCGCCGCGCCCCCCUCCCCCAUGGGUGAGCCAUGGACUACGAGUUCAAAUCCAAGCUGGCGGCCGAGCGCGAGCGGGUGGAGGAUCUGUUCGAGUACGAGGGCUGCAAAGUGGGGAGAGGCACCUACGGGCACGUCUACAAAGCGCGGCGCAAGGACGGAAAAGAUGAAAAGGAGUAUGCACUGAAGCAAAUUGAAGGUACAGGGAUAUCGAUGUCGGCCUGUAGAGAGAUUGCACUUUUACGAGAAUUGAAGCACCCCAAUGUGAUUGCAUUACAGAAGGUUUUCCUUUCUCACAGUGAUAGAAAGGUUUGGCUGCUGUUUGAUUAUGCCGAACAUGAUUUGUGGCAUAUUAUCAAGUUUCACCGUGCCUCAAAAGCAAAUAAAAAGCCCAUGCAGUUGCCAAGAUCUAUGGUUAAAUCACUACUCUACCAGAUCCUUGAUGGAAUCCAUUACCUCCAUGCAAACUGGGUGCUUCACAGGGACCUGAAACCAGCAAACAUUCUGGUAAUGGGAGAAGGUCCUGAAAGAGGAAGAGUCAAAAUAGCUGACAUGGGUUUUGCAAGAUUGUUCAAUUCACCUCUGAAACCUUUAGCAGAUUUGGAUCCAGUUGUGGUGACAUUCUGGUAUAGAGCUCCAGAACUGUUACUUGGUGCCAGACAUUACACAAAAGCAAUUGAUAUUUGGGCAAUUGGGUGUAUAUUUGCUGAGCUAUUGACUUCAGAACCUAUUUUUCACUGUCGUCAGGAAGACAUCAAAACGAGCAAUCCUUUUCAUCAUGAUCAGCUAGACCGCAUUUUUAGUGUAAUGGGAUUCCCAGCAGAUAAAGACUGGGAAGAUAUAAGGAAGAUGCCAGAAUAUCCCACACUUCAAAAAGACUUUAGGAGAACAACAUAUGCCAAUAGUAGCCUCAUAAAAUACAUGGAGAAACACAAAGUCAAGCCUGACAGUAAAGUUUUCCUUUUGCUUCAAAAACUUCUUACCAUGGAUCCUACGAAGAGAAUUACCUCAGAGCAGGCUUUGCAGGAUCCCUAUUUCCAGGAGGAUCCAUUGCCUACGUCAGAUGUGUUUGCUGGCUGCCAGAUUCCUUAUCCAAAACGAGAAUUCCUCAAUGAGGAUGAACCCGAAGAAAAAGGAGAUAAGAAUCAACAGCAACAGAAUCAACAUCAGCAACAAACAGCACCUCAGCAGCAACCGCAAGCAGCACCUCAGCAACAGCAGCAGCAACAGCAAAACAGUACCCAGACAAAUGGGACUGCAGGAGGAGGUGGAGCAGGAGGAGGAGGCACUGGGGCAGGACUUCAGCACAGCCAGGACUCCAGCCUCAAUCAGGUGCCUCCAAAUAAGAAACCACGCAUAGGGCCUUCAGGCACUAACUCAGGCGGGCCUGUCAUGCCUUCAGAUUAUCAGCACUCCAGUUCACGCCUGAGUUACCAAAGCAACAUUCAGGGAUCUUCUCAGUCCCAGAGUACAAUGGGCUAUUCCACAUCAUCUCAACAGAGCUCUCAGUAUCAUCAGUCUCAUCAGUCUCAUAGGUACUGAGACCUAAUAGACUGCGCUUAGAAAGGAAUGGACUAAAAGUCAAAAGACUCCAGCAAUAUGAAGUUCCUAACAAUGAGAAGAACCAAAAAUGCAAACUGUGAUACAAAUUUAAAAUUCACAAUUAUAAAAGGAAAACUUUAUUUACGGAAGAUUUUUUUUUCAAUGACUCUGUUCCUUCUUUAUUGCCAUAAAGGAGAUUCUUGUGAAGUGCCCCCCGCCCUCCCGCGUGCUUCCCUCGCAUGUGUUCCAUUGUGGUAACUCUAAUGAAACCGUCUGAUCUGAACCCAGCACUUAACUUCUUUAACCUAUGGAAUUUUUGAAGGAUUCCUGGUGCACCUUUCUCAUGCUGUAGUGAUCGCCAUAAAUCUAUCUUUUCAAAUCUCUUUAAUGUGAUUUUAAAGUUUUAAAAUCUUGAACUCCCAGGCUUUCAAGCUUGUAUAUAGUUAGUUUUAUACUAGGCAAACCAGUUUAGCUAUACAGGUAUAAUGCACCUUUUAAAAGCACUAUGUUUUUUUCACAGGAUAUUACUGUUUUCCUCAUGGAUGUCAAGAACAGCAAAUUUUACUGUUCCAGAGUAUUUUACUAUUCUGUUUGUAUUAGUCUAGUUUUCAGGCGAUGUCUU